CACAAAAUUUUAUACCUCGUAGGGACUCCCUAAAGUUUCCCAAUAUCAAUUGAAUUCCCUAGCUACCGUAGAUUCGUCCCACCCGAACCGGAAAACUCAGAGUCAGAGACACCGAAUUGAGUUGAUUUGCAGACCUUUCUCUUUCUCUUAACUUGUCAACUAUUGUACUUGCAGGUACAAUGUCUCAUUGCAUCAUCACUAAUUUUAACUGCUAACUUAAGCGAGAGAGAUCUCUGCAGCUACCGUUUGUGCAGUGAGAUAGAAAGAAGAAAAUGGGAUCUGGUCAAUCCGUAGAAGUUGUUGAAGAAGAGAGCGAAGAAGAAGAGGAAGAUGACGAAGAAGCCGACAAUGACAAUCCUAACCGUAGAGAAUUGUCAGAGAAUCAUUUAGUCAAAAAGGUUCUAGAACAAGAACCGGAAAUGUUGCCUUACUACGCGUCCGCAUCUCCGUUAUCUCCGCAGCUUUCUUCGCUGGGUACGCCGAGGUUGGGUCCUUCGAUCAAAGUGUGGGACCCGUAUAAUGUUCUGGCGCCACCGCCGCCGCCUUCGGCCACGCUGCCGAUAUUCUCUAGGAGUUUGUCGGCGGACGAGGAUCGGACGGUUAUGGAGGUGUUUCUGAUUAGUCACGCAGAGUGUGAGUUGAAUUUGAGUCCGUAUUUGGUUGGAGGGAGAUGCCACGUGGCCAAAUUGACGCCCAAUGGGAAAAGGCAAGCUAGGGCUUUGGCUGUGUUGUUGAAUUCGCAAGGAGUCAGGUUUAACGCUGUUUAUACUUCGCCAUUGGCUCGAGCUAGAUCCAUGGCUGUCUCUGUUUGUCAGGAAAUGGGUUUUGCAGAGGACCAGAUACAAUCUUCAGAUGCGAUUGUGGAGAUGAGCUUUGGGCAUUGGGAGGGAUGCCUGAAGUCAGAAACAUAUACACCUGAAAUUUUGAACUUCAUAGAAAGAUACCAGCCGGACUUUUCUCCACCUGCUGGAGAAUCACUGAGGCAGGUGGAAUUUAGGAUGGUUCAAUUCUUGAACGAGACAGUCCUGGGACUUGGUGAGAAAGUGAGGUCUGAUUUUUCAUUUCAUAAUCAGAAUGAUAGCCAGGGCUUUUCACACCACAACUCCCAGUCGAUUAAUGAUAGAGAUGGGUUAUCUCUCUCUUCCCCUCACUGGGAUUUGCUGCACAAGCAUAGACAAGGUUUCUCGAGAAAGAAAUCUGGGAAAAGCAGGCUACAGAAUGUGACAACCACUGGUGAUCAUGAGGUGGAUGAUGAGUUUUCCCCUCGAGAAUCCAACCACCGGAAUGACCUCCAAGAUUCAAGUAUCAGGAGCUCUUCCUCCUCUAUGACUUCUACCGUCGGUGUUUUCACUCAUUCAAUGCCGAUUAAGUGUCUCCUCACUGGUCUUCUUGGAUGCAGUCCAGUAAUGGCACAUAAAAUCUGCAUAGAUGAUUCUUCAGUGACGGUAUUACAGCAUUCAUGGAGAACUGGCUGGCAGGUAAAAAGGUUAAAUGAUACUGCACAUUUGAGGCUUCUCUAAUUAAAGAACUCUAGCAUACUAUUGGGGAAUGCACUCACAGGAAAGUAAACUGUUGUUGGCUUUAAGUUUUCAUUACUAUUAUCGAUGGAUGGGAUUCAUGUGAUUUAGUUGACAGGUUUUCACAUGAAUGGAUGAUACUUGUGCUAGUUGCUAUAAUCUUUGAUAUGUUUAUUUCCAGAUUGACCAACUCCAAAGAGAAGAGGGUUUUAUUUGGCGGUUGGAUCUUUGUAUUUGUGAUUCUUUUGAUUGUAGGUGAAACGUUAUGUAUUUCCUGUAAAUGGAAAUCUGUGUUUUUGAAUUUAACAAAAUGAUGAACUUGUACUUCUUUGUGGUUUA
Molecule: messenger RNA, 1856 nt
Organism: Mangifera indica (mango)
Lineage: Eukaryota; Viridiplantae; Streptophyta; Magnoliopsida; Sapindales; Anacardiaceae
Exons: 2
Coding region: 273-1520 (415 amino acids)
Source: RefSeq, a predicted model, not a curated record